UGACGUACUGUACGUCAGUCUGCGGCUGUGGAUCAGCUGACGACUGUGAGGCUUGUAGAGGACAAAAGUGCUACAAGCUGCAGCACAGAAUAACGAGCUGUUUUAUUAUUUAUAUUCGGUCUUUUCACCAGGACAAUGUUUCACUAAAGCUCUAUAAAGUCUGCAAGAGAACAUGUCAGGAAACAGUCUGGUGUUACCCAUAGUGCUGUGGGGCCGCACCGCUCCCACACACUGCAUCUCCAGCCUGCUGGUGAUGGACGACCUGGCCACCAUCAUUAGCGGCUGCCAUGACGGUCAGAUCUGCAUCUGGGACUUGACCCCUGACCUUGAGAUCAACCCGCGCGCUCUGCUGUUUGGACACAGCACCUCCGUCACCUGUCUGUCCAAGGCCAGUGCCAGCAGCGACAAACAGUACAUGGUCAGCGCAUCAGAGAGCGGGGAGAUGUGUCUGUGGGAUGUGAGUGAUGGGCGCUGUAUUGAGUUCACUAAGCUGGCCUGUGCUCACACAGGCAUACAGUUUUACCAGUUCACCAUCGGGACCCAGCGUGAGGGUCGUCUGCUGUGUCACGGCCACUACCCAGAGAUCCUCGUGGUGGACGCCACCAGCCUGGAGGUCCUUUACUCCCUGGUGUCCAAAAUCUCUCCUGACUGGAUCAGCUCCAUGAGCAUCAUUCGCUCCCAUCGCACCCAGGAAGACACAGUGGUGGCUGUCUCUGUGACCGGGAUUCUGAAGGUGUGGAUCAUCACGGCAGACGUGAGCCGAAUGCAGGACCUGGACCCUGUAUUUGAAGAGGAGUCCAAGCCGAUCUACUGCCAGAAUUGUCAGAGUAUUUCAUUCUGCACCUUCACACAGCUGUCUCUGCUCGUCGUCUGCUCUAAAUACUGGAGGGUAUUCGACGCUGGAGAUUUCUCGCUCCUGUGCUCCGUGCCCAGCGAGAACGAGCAGUCGUGGACCGGAGGAGAGUUCAUCGCCGCUGAUAAAGUUAUAAUCUGGACCGAGGACGGCUGCAGCUACAUCUACAAGCUUCCAGCCAGCUGUCUUCCAGCUAGUGAACACUUCCGCAGUGAUGUGGGGAAAACAACAGAAGGUUCCAUUCCUCCUCUGGUGUACAGCAUUGCGGAUCGAGCAGACAAACAGCUGGAGGAGGAGUGUGAGGGCCAGUGUGUUAUUGUGUGUAUCCCCGACAGCGUAUCCGGUCCGGAGCUCUACACUCCUGAGCUGCUGUACCUCCAGCGGCCUCUAGAGGCACCAUUACUGAUCUGUCCUCCUGUGACGCGGUUCUUUUACGGACGCAGAGAGCCGUUCCACAAGCUGCUGGUUCAGGGCGACUCAGCAGGCAGGUUGACCAUGUGGAGCAUCCCGGACACUUCACCGCUGCAGCCGCUGUCUUCAGCCGCAGAACUGCAGGUUUCCUCCACUAUUAGCCUUCAGGAGGCGUUCGAUAAGCUCACUCCGCUCCCCGCGGGCAUCAUCGACCAGCUGAGCAUGCUGCCAGGCUCCGAGGAACCGAUAAAGGUGACGGCGAGCGUGUACAUCCCGUCACAGGGCCGCCUGGUGUGUGGCAGGGAAGAUGGCAGCAUCGUCCUGGUGCCCGCCACACAGACCGCCAUCGUCCAGCUGCUACAGGGAGAACACAUGCUGCGCAGAGGCUGGCCUCCUCACCGCACCCUGAGAGGACACAGGAAUAAGGUGACGUGUCUGCUGUACCCUCACCAGGUGUCCCCACGUUAUGACCAGCGCUCUCUGGUCUCGGGCGGUGUGGAUUUCUCCGUCAUCGUGUGGGACAUUUUCACCGGAGAGAUGAAACACAUCUUCUGCGUACACGGAGGAGAGAUCACCCAGCUCCUCGUCCCACCCGAGAACUGCAGCACCCGGGUUCAGCACUGCGUGUGCUCCGUAGCGAGCGAUCACUCGGUGGGAUUGUUGAGUCUCCGGGAGAGAAAGUGCAUCAUGCUGGCGUCGCGCCACCUCUUCCCCAUCCAGGUUAUAAAAUGGCGCCCGUGUGACGAUUACCUGGUGGUGGGCUGCUCCGACGGCUCCGUAUACGUCUGGCAGAUGGACACAGGUGCAUUAGACCGGUGUGUGAUGGGUAUAACAGCAGUAGAGAUAUUAAACGCGUGUGACGAGGCUGUUCCUGCGUCUGUAGAUGGUUUAAAUCAUUCGGCGGUGAAUCUGAAGCAGGCCAUGACACGUCGCAGCCUGGCAGCCCUCAAGAACAUGGCACAACACAAACUCCACACACUCGCCACCAACCUGCUCGCUGCAGACAACGCAGACAAGGGAAACUUGCCUAAAUAUUCCCACAAUGCACUGGUGGUGCAGGCCAUGAAGACCAACAUGACCGACCCGGACAUGCACGUCCUGUUCUUCGACGUCGAAGCCGUGAUCAUCCAGCUGCUGACCGAGGAGGCGCAGCGUCCCAAUCCCAUGCUCGUGUCCCCUGAAACACUGCAGAAAACCCCAGGGGGCGCCGACAAGGGCGGAUCGUUCCUGGCCAAUAAGAUCUUCAAGCAGGUGAAAGAGACCAUCAAAGAGAACAUCAAGGAGCACCUGCUGGACGAGGACGAGGACGAGGAGGAGGAAGCUCGCCGGCGUGAGGAGAAGUCCAAAUCCCUCAGCCUGCUGGAGUACAACCUGACCAUGGACACGGCCAAGCUCUUCAUGUCCUGCCUUCACGCGUGGGGUCUGAACAGCAUGCUGGACGAGGUGUGCGUGAGCCGACUGGGCAUGCUCAGACCGCACACGCCCAUCUCCUUCGGCCUGAUCUCGCGCGGAGGCCACAUGUCCCUCAUGCUGCCCACCUUCAAGGACUCCUUACUGAGGCAGCUGGUGAGGGCCGUCGGCCCCGAGGGCAGGAAGCUCUCCGUUUCCGAGGUGGUGGGCAAGGGCACGUACGGCGUGUCGCGUGCCGUCACGACUCAGCACCUGCUGUCUGUCAUCUCGCUGGCUAACACGCUCAUGAGCAUGACCAACGCCACGUUCGUAGGAGAGCACAUGAAGAAAGCUCCGGCCAGGCCUCCAAGACCCGGUGCCCCAGAGAGCCCCAAAAAGACGCCCCCCCAGGUCUCCACCCCGGCAAUGCAGUCCCAGAUCAAACAAGCUGCUGCCGCCGCUUCCACCUCCGCUCUCGCACCCGGCACAGGGGCACCUCACACCGCCUCCACCUUUCAUUCCUCUCCCUCCGUAAAUGAAGGUUGGAGUCAGCUGGCUGCGAUGCAUUGUGUGAUGCUGCCCGACCUGCUGGGGCUCGAUAAGUUUAGACCCCCACUACUGGAGAUGCUCGCACGCAGGUGGCAGGAUCGCUGCUUGGAGGUAAGGGAAGCGGCCCAGGCUCUCCUGUUAGCAGAGCUGCGCAGGAUCGGUCAAUCCGGCAGGAAGGACACUAUCGACCUGUGGGCUCCUUACCUGCCUCAGUAUGUGGAUGCUGUCAGCUCACCCGGAGUCGCUCCAGAGACAGCUCAGCCGACUCCUCCCACAUCUGAAGCCCCGCCCACUGAACCCAAAGCUCCAGAGGAAGAAAUGGACGUCACCGACGAUGACAUCACUGCGGGUAGGAGGCGUUUCUCUUGUACUGUAAUAACGCUGGAAGACAUUAUUUUGCUAAUUGCGCAUAUUAAUUAGUUCAUAAUAAGGCAA
Molecule: messenger RNA, 3637 nt
Organism: Tachysurus fulvidraco (yellow catfish)
Lineage: Eukaryota; Metazoa; Chordata; Actinopteri; Siluriformes; Bagridae
Product: WD repeat-containing protein 7
Exons: 22
Coding region: 173-3622 (1149 amino acids)
Cellular component (GO): cytoplasm
Molecular function (GO): protein binding
Source: RefSeq, a predicted model, not a curated record